AGAAAGCACGAACGAAAAACAUAUAGCAUACCAACUGAAAUGGGGGCUUCUCUAUCAGAGCUAGAGCAGCAGCACCAACAUCCUCUGGGGGCUUCUCUAUCAGAGCUAGAGCAGCAGCACCAACAUUCACAGUCACAGCCAAAAAAAAAGCAUCACCAACCAAAAGAACCACCAAUCAAAACUAAGGUAAAACUACGAUUAUCUUCCACAGGGAAAAACUUGUUGCUGUCUCCUCAACAAAACAUAGAACCCUCCAGAAAGGUGGUACAAAAGGGCCCAGCUGUAAAAGCCAAAUAUGAGACUCAAUCAGCACAACUAAGUUUUCCUCACAUUUUUGAGCGCAUAUUAAGGGAUGCAGACUCACCAGUUGAUAGAUCUUCCAAGGAAAAGUUGUUUGAUCAACUACAUGGUGGUGUGUACUUACAUGAUAAAACUAAGAUGUAUUGGGUUGAUAAGAAGACCAACGCCAACUGUUUUGUGUUGUUUCCAAGAGCACUAUCAAUCACUUGGGCAGAGAAUCCAAUUUACUGGAAAUGGAUAGAGCGAAAUAAUGAAGGGCUGCCUGAGGUAGUUGAACUGAAGAAAGAUUGUUGGCUAGAAGUGCAUGGAAAAUUUGACACUAGAAUGCUUUCACCAGGAAUUUUAUAUGAAGUUUUAUUUUAUGUAAAAAUGAAAGAUCCGGUUCAGGGUUGGGAACUUCCGAUAAAUGUGAGACUUGUUCUUCCAGGAGGAAAGAAGCAGCAAGGCAAGGUGAGUUUAAUGGAGAUGUUAAGGGGAAGGUGGAUGGAAGUUCCGGUAGGUGAGUUUGUAGCAUGUGAGAAAGAUGGUGGUGAGAUGGAGAUAUCUUUGUUUGAAUAUGAUGGUGGUAUAUAUAGUUAUGUGGGGUUUGUCAGCGGAGGCAUUGUAAUCAAACCAAAAGAAUGAGGAAUAUAUAGUUAUGUAAUGUGGCAAUAAAGCUUAGUUUCUUUUGUAAUAAAUAAAACAGACAAAUCACCAUGAAUAGUCCUUUGGAUUGUUCAUAAUAUUAUGCAUACUAUACUGCAGUGUGUCAUUGUCAGAGGAGGGGUGAUGGCUCUAUGUUUGACACACAUGGGACAUUUGUCUCUGGCAAUGUUUUACAUAAGCUGCCCCAACUAGUAUCAUAUAUUUUUAGUGUUGCUCUAUAUAUUUCUGUUGAGUGUCUAAA
Molecule: messenger RNA, 1186 nt
Organism: Lathyrus oleraceus (garden pea)
Lineage: Eukaryota; Viridiplantae; Streptophyta; Magnoliopsida; Fabales; Fabaceae
Product: protein PHLOEM PROTEIN 2-LIKE A1
Exons: 3
Coding region: 40-924 (294 amino acids)
Molecular function (GO): carbohydrate binding
Source: RefSeq, a predicted model, not a curated record